CCCCCUCCCGUCCCCUAAGAAAAAUAAUGCCACUAAACAAGAUGGCGGACCAGAAACCGCACGUGGAGCAAAGCUCCGAGGUUUUGAGCCGAAAAAGAAAGUCUCCAGGUGUACCGAGCCCUUCGUCUGCCUCCCCAUCAGUCACUUGUGUAGCAAGAGGUAUCAACGUGGGAGAAUUUGCCGAAGCGAGAGCUCUAGAGCUGCGAGAAAUGGUGCGAAACAUGAAGGAAGCGGACGGACGGACUAGAAAGAGAAUUUUCCAAGCACCUCCUAAACAUAUGCGGAGACGAGCUGCGAGUCACGACGUGAAGAGAAUGCCUGUCAGGCUAAGGGAACAGGCUGCGAAAGAGAUGAUACCAAAGACUACCACACAGAAAAAGAGCAGACGCCAGCGCCGCAAGACCAGCAACCUUAUGGAAGAGUAUAGCCGCAGGCAGAGACAGCACAUGUGGCUGGAAACUCAUAUAUGGCAUGCAAAGAGGAUGAAAAUGGUAGAAAAAUGGGGUUACCGACUAGCUGAGAAUCCGAUGGAUAAAAGCUUCAAGGCUGCACACAGGGCUGUCACACAUAACUGUUUAUUACAGGAUAUAUCCUACUAUUGCUGCACUGAAGUUACUGGGAAACAUGAGGACAUUGUAUCAGCUAUGAAAAGAAUCACUAGCCCUGAUACAGGUCCAAGCAUGGCUUCUGAACAAUUCCUGGACAAGUCGAAAGAAGGUCAUACCAUAAUGUACCAGACAGACCAAUACCCUUAUCAUGCCAUAGGCCCUGUUAGCUUCAUGUGGAGACCAACAACAGCUCCAUAUCACACCUCCAGUGCACAGAGGGAAUCUUGCAUUAGCCAAGAAGAUGGUCACAAUAAUUGCCAAGAAAGUGACAAAUCUGUGCUUUGGAUUUGGGUCCACCCUGCUUGUUACCAUGAAGCUUCUGAUGCUAUUGUUUGUGCCUGUCAAAAGGUGGCUAGAACAACUGUUGAACAAGACAACAAUUCAAACUCUGAUCCUUCUAAUGGAUCGAACAAUGAGGACACUGCACAAGAUGCCAAUAGGGACGAAAGCUUAGCAAGUGCUGAUGGUCUGACAGUGCGAUCUUUGAGGUCCGACUUUGUUCGCUUUCGACUUACUGGACCUCUGUCACAUGCACUGCUUGUGGAAACCUUGACUGUCGACAAUAAGCCCAGCAAAAAGGACAGCAACUCAGACAGGGUGAAAGUGGAUUCAGACUUUGAAUUUGUUGCCAAGCCUAGUUGUGGCCUAGAAAAGUGCAACAAAACAGCUGUAUCAGAAACUAGCCAGAGUGCAACAACGCUGACAGACACACCUUUGGACCCCCUUGAAUUGUGGAACAGUAUAAGGGACUUAGGAAGUGCCAGCAGUCUCCCUGCUGGUAGCAUGAUUGGGCUACCUGUUGUCGAUCCCAGACUCUUUCUGUCUGGCAUCAAGACUAGCAUUGAUAAACUUGUGCAAGAGAAUAGCAAUGAAGAAAGAAAUGCAAGCCUACCGAGUAUGCCAGCUGCUGUUUACCGCUGGCCCACUGGUGCUGCAGGCUCAUCUAUAUGGUACCGUGAUGCUAGGCAGCAAUGUAAAGAAUCAAAGAUCUCUGAGCAAAAGCUCAAUGCCAUGCGGUCUAAUCUCUUAGUGCCAGGCUCUAAGCUGGAACUUGAGGGACAACAGUCAGUUGUGCCUGUGCUUUUGGUACAGCAGCCUGGGGCUAGAGGUACAGGUUAUGGUAGCGGAUGGGAUCUCAUCCUCCCCUCAGGCUGGGCAAUGGCCUUUUGGAUCGCGCUGGUGUACCGAGGGGCCCGUGUCGGGGGACUCCGCGAGGCAAGGAGUAUUUCCCUAGAGUGCGAGAGACCGCAUUUCCCCCGGGACUUUCCCGACACUUCAUCUGGAAAAGAACACGACAAAGCGAUAGAGACGGAAGGAAGUGCCAAGUACUUGAAAUACCCCCCGGCGAAACGACCUAAUUACGCCAAACUAGGCGUGCCCUGCCCAUUCUCGUACCCUUGGGAACAGCUCGUCAGAGAGUGGCUUGCUCGUGGUAUCCCUGUGGUGAAGCCUGAGUCAGCGUCCAGUUGUGACCGCGAGAGACUCGACCUGAACGAAACAAAAGAGGGAGAGGCCGUGGGGAUUAACGGCAGAGAGCAGGGUAGUCCUGUGGAAAAUUGCCCAAAGUCUGGGACACCCCAAAUAGCGAUGGAUUCUGGCGGCAAAGAGUUCUAUGUUCUUCGCUCCAAGCGAAUCCUUACAGAGCUGCGCGAAAGGACUUCAGUGCGACAACACAGACGCAAAAGAUGCGGCGAAGAUCCCACCCCAAUGCCUAUAGAUCUAACGACAACCCCAAGCGCUGAGAGCUCAUUAGUAUGCGUCUCUCUGCGCAUGCUUAAUCGCGGUUUUCCGCUGCCUAACGCCAUUGUCGCCAUACCGUCAGACUCGGACUACGAAGCGCUCCGAAACUCGAAGGGUUAUGGGGGUCCUUUGGAGCCUCUACACAAAGGCCGGAAGAACAACUCAGAGUUGUCAGCAGGCGGUACUCUAAUUGGUUCCUGUUCUCGGGAGAUCAUCGGGUUCGUGACGUCAGGCUCGGUAUCCCUUGCGCACGGACGCGGCGCUGCGAUAGCCUUCUGUGCCCUCAUCGGGCUUGUUAAACUGAUGGCGCGAAAAACGCCCAUGGGGGAGGUAGUGGUGCUUGUUCGGAAUAAGGCUAGUCUGCAAUACAGGCUAGCGCAUAUAAGCGUGCUAUAAUAAUCAGAGAGAAGCGAGAAUAGAAUGCUGCGUUUAUUGUAAAGCUUUUGAACGUAAAUUUAUAAUAUAGUUUAAAGUUUGAAGUUGGAUCUUGUCACGACAAGUCUUGUUUAUAAGCUUGCUACAUGGAUCGUGUUUUUUGGCUUGUUUUCUUGUUCUAGCUUUUCUUUCUCUGCCUUUUUUAGCCAUCCCGCGAUCUCUCUCGACCGAUCCUUGAUAAUAAAAAUGAACCAUUUGUCAA
Messenger RNA from Nematostella vectensis (starlet sea anemone), 2985 nucleotides. RefSeq names its product ribonucleases P/MRP protein subunit POP1. Gene Ontology annotation, cellular component: nucleolar ribonuclease P complex; ribonuclease MRP complex. The record is from RefSeq and is a predicted model, not a curated record. NCBI's taxonomy places the organism in Eukaryota, Metazoa, Cnidaria, Anthozoa, Actiniaria, Edwardsiidae. Gene Ontology annotation, biological process: tRNA 5'-leader removal. The transcript is spliced from 7 exons. Bases 27 to 2744 code for a protein of 905 amino acids.